GCAGUGAGAAGGCCCCAGGACGGCGCGUUCUUUAAGGGACCCCCUUAUCCCGGUUACCCCUUCCUGAUGAUCCCGGACCUGAGCAGCCCGUACCUCUCCAACGGGCCCCUGUCUCCCGGAGGAGCGCGCACGUACCUGCAGAUGAAAUGGCCCCUCCUCGAUGUCCCCUCCAGUGCCACUGUCAAGGACACGAGGUCACCCUCUCCGGCACACUUGUCCAACAAAGUUCCCGUGGUUCAGCACCCGCAUCACAUGCACCCGUUGACUCCGCUCAUCACCUACAGCAACGACCACUUCUCCCCCGGCUCCCCUCCCACACACCUCUCCCCAGAGAUCGAUCCAAAGACAGGAAUCCCCCGGCCCCCGCACCCAUCGGAGCUGUCGCCGUAUUACCCACUAUCUCCUGGAGCGGUCGGACAGAUCCCCCAUCCCCUCGGCUGGCUCGUCCCACAGCAAGGACAGCCCAUGUACUCGCUUCCUCCUGGCGGCUUCCGGCACCCCUACCCAGCCCUCGCCAUGAACGCCUCCAUGUCCAGCCUGGUCUCCAGUCGGUUCUCCCCGCACAUGGUGGCCCCUGCUCAUCCUGGUCUGCCCACCUCAGGGAUCCCCCACCCCGCCAUCGUCUCUCCCAUCGUCAAGCAGGAGCCGGCCCCGCCCAGCUUGAGCCCCGCGGUGAGCGCGAAAUCACCAGUCACCGUGAAAAAGGAGGAAGAAAAGAAGCCCCAUGUGAAGAAGCCCCUCAAUGCCUUCAUGUUGUAUAUGAAGGAGAUGCGGGCCAAGGUGGUGGCCGAGUGCACCCUGAAGGAAAGCGCAGCCAUUAACCAAAUCCUGGGAAGAAAGUGGCACAACCUGUCUCGAGAAGAACAGGCCAAGUACUACGAGCUGGCCCGGAAGGAGCGGCAGCUUCACUCCCAGCUCUACCCAACCUGGUCUGCCCGGGACAACUACGGUAAGAAAAAGAAGAGGAAGAGAGAGAAGCAGCUAUCGCAGACACAGUCCCAGCAGCAAGUCCAAGACGCAGAGGGUGCUCUGGCCUCCAAGAGCAAGAAGCCAUGUGUUCAGUACCUGCCCCCCGAGAAGCCCUGUGACAGCCCGGCCUCCUCCCACGGCAGCAUGCUGGACUCCCCUGCCACCCCCUCCGCGGCCUUGGCCUCCCCGGCUGCCCCCGCCGCCACGCACUCGGAGCAAGCUCAGCCUCUCUCCCUCACCACCAAGCCAGAGACCCGGGCCCAGCUGGCUCUGCACUCCGCCGCCUUCCUGUCAGCCAAGGCUGCAGCCACCUCCUCUGGCCCGAUGGGCGGCCAGCCCCCGCUCCUGUCCCGGCCCCUCCCUCUCGGGUCCGUGCCCGCCGCCCUGCUGACCUCUCCUCCUUCCUUCCCGGCCACGCUGCAUGCCCACCAGGCCCUCCCGGUGCUCCAGGCCCAGCCUCUGUCCUUGGUCACCAAGUCUGCCCACUAAGCUGCCCCCUGACCUGUGCAGGCUGGCUGUGACUCCUCGAGUAGUAAUGAUUCAGAAGAAAAACAAGGAAACUUUAUUGGUCAAUAUUUGACCCCUCUGGACUGUUCUAUAAAGUGACUGGUAACAGCAGCACUUGACAUUUUUGUAGAUGUAACCAGUAGCUGAUCUUAAGGCUUUUUUAUAAAACAAAACAAAACAAGAAAAAAAAAUAUCUUUAAAAGACAGAGAACUGAAAAGUAGUGUGUUACCCCUCCUGUAUGUGCUGUGGUGGCUGGCUCCGGGCAGAAGAGCCCUGUGCUCUCCCCUUUCCUCUGACUCUCGGCCCUGCUAUCUGUCCCCCAGCCCCCAGCAGCCUUAGCGGCCCCCCUCGGCUACGCGUUUGCCAAGGCUAUGAGUUCUAUCUGGCUCCUCGGCCUCUGAGUGCCAGAUGCAUCCCAGAUGUUGCCCAUCACCUGCCCAAGUUCUCAGCAGUUACUCAGCAACGUGGGUUCUUCCCCUUGGACCAGCAAGGGGGUCCUCCUCUGCCCAGUUUAAGCUGUCCCCCGUGAGAAGACAUCUUGGCCUGAUUUCUUUUCAUCAGCAUCCCCCCACCUCAGUGGGCCUGAACCUGCCAUCCUCCACCUUCCGGUGGAGAAAGUGGACCUCUGAAUUGGUCACCCUGCCUUUAAAGGGACUCAAGGUGCCUGCCACUUCCUCAGUGAAGAAGUCUGUUCCUCCCCCACGUCAGUGGAGCGCCCCCCUCGCCACCCCAGAGUGGCGGACAGGCCCCCAGGCGUUGGCCCCCGCCCCUGGGUCAAUGCUAGCACAAUCUGCCAAAGUUCUGAGACCCCGCUCCCUCCCCCACCACCUCACAUGCUUCUUCUGUGUGUAUUUCUUUUUGUUUUUAUGGUUUUUGGAGCCAUUUUAAC
This is a messenger RNA of Tupaia belangeri chinensis (Chinese tree shrew), 2366 nucleotides long. RefSeq names its product transcription factor 7 like 1 (gene TCF7L1). The transcript has 10 exons. Gene Ontology annotation, molecular function: RNA polymerase II cis-regulatory region sequence-specific DNA binding; DNA-binding transcription factor activity, RNA polymerase II-specific. Bases 67 to 1458 code for a protein of 463 amino acids. Gene Ontology annotation, biological process: regulation of transcription by RNA polymerase II; canonical Wnt signaling pathway. Gene Ontology annotation, cellular component: beta-catenin-TCF complex; chromatin. The record is from RefSeq and is a predicted model, not a curated record. NCBI's taxonomy places the organism in Eukaryota, Metazoa, Chordata, Mammalia, Scandentia, Tupaiidae.